Messenger RNA from Cimex lectularius (bed bug), 3277 nucleotides. Its product is annotated as raf homolog serine/threonine-protein kinase phl. The coding region runs from base 224 to 2272 and encodes 682 amino acids. NCBI's taxonomy places the organism in Eukaryota, Metazoa, Arthropoda, Insecta, Hemiptera, Cimicidae. Gene Ontology annotation, molecular function: ATP binding; protein kinase activity. The record is from RefSeq and is a predicted model, not a curated record. Gene Ontology annotation, biological process: protein phosphorylation; signal transduction. The transcript is spliced from 2 exons.
UGUCCCCAAUGGCAGUCGACGGCUGUUCGCCGCUGUCCGACUACUACUGUUAGUCUAAGUUUAUUUUAUUUUUAUUUUUUUUUAGAUGAAAGUUUUGUGGGGAUCGUUUUCCUAGAUGACCCCGACAGACCGGGCCCGUUAAACGGAUCGGCUAGCGGCACUGAAAAAAAGGCCGCCCUCUUGAGUUUUUCGUUUUUUAUUUUUUUUUUUCAAGACCGUGAAAAUGUCUUCUGAGUACGAGGAGAUCGAGACAUGGGAGGACGAACUGAAGAACAUACAGAACGUGAUACACCUGACGAGAGAGAACAUCGACGCUCUGAACGCAAAGUUUGCCGGGUUGCAGCACCCUCCGCCGAUGUACCUCUCGGAAUACCAGGAGCUGACUAGUAAGCUGCAUGAGCUGGAAGUGAAGGAGCAGCACCUCAACGAGAUGAUCACGUACCAGAAAGGGCUGUUGGACGGCGAUUACGACCUUUUCGCCCUGUCCAACAGCGACCGGGGCCACCGCCAGAGCAUCCAGCCUUCGCUGAAGAGCGUCGUCCGGGCCCACCUGCCAAACCAGCAGAGGACGAGCGUCCAGGUGAAACCGCGGCAGACGGUGCGCGACGCCCUCGCCAAAGCCAUGAAGUUGAGGAAUCUGACGACGGAGAUGUGCGUCGUCUAUGCUGUGAACAGUGACUUGCAGAUAGCAUGGGAUGCGGACCUGUCCUCGAUGGACAUCGAUGAAAUAAGAGUAGAGAUCAUAGACAAGUUCCCUGUCACGACUAGUAUAUCUCAUAAUUUUGUGAGAAAAACGUUUUUCUCUUUAGUGUUUUGUGAGUGCUGUAGACGGUUGUUGUUCCAAGGUUUUUACUGUCGAACGUGCGGUUAUCGCUUCCACCAGCGUUGCGCCGGUGGUGUGCCGGCGCUGUGCCAACAAGUAAGAAUGAUUGACAAUUACUAUCAGAUGCUUCUUGCGCAGACGCCUGAGACUUCUUCUGCAGGGAUACUGCAAAUGCCUUCGGAUUAUGGCAUGGCAAGGACCACCACCAGGAGGCCUCCGAGGUCUCUCGGUCACGGAGAACGGUCCAGCUCGGCUCCCAACGUAUGCUACAACACGGUCAGCCUAGGCCACAACGAUGUCAACUAUGACGAACUGGCAGGGCUCACUGGUAUGGUGCCUGCUUUGGCGAGUAACAGACUACCUCAUUCACAAAGUGCACAGGCGUCGCCGACCAACGCCCUCAGGCCGUGGAGGCCCCGGGCGAGGUCUGCCGAUGAGAGCGCCAACAAAAAGAUAAGCAAAGACGGACCGCGCGAAUCUAUAGAAGACUGGGAAAUACCUAAUGAUGAAAUUCUGACUGGGCAGCGUAUCGGGUCUGGAUCGUUUGGGACCGUUUACAAAGGGCACUGGCAUGGCUCAGUCGCGAUAAAGACUCUCAACGUGCGGGAUCCUACAACGGCUCAACUGCAAGCCUUCAAAAACGAAGUGGCCGUUCUUAGAAAGACAAGGCAUGUAAAUAUUCUUCUCUUCAUGGGGUACGUUAGUAAGCCUCAGCUGUCGAUUGUCACUCAGUGGUGCGAGGGCUCGAGCAUCUAUAGGCAUCUCCACGUUCAGGAAGCCAAAUUUUCGUUGCUAGAAACAUUAGACAUAGCGAGACAGACCGCGCAAGGUAUGGACUAUUUACACGCGAAGAGCAUAAUACACAGGGAUCUCAAGAGCAACAACAUAUUUCUACACGAUAUGGUCGUGAAGAUAGGAGACUUUGGGCUAGCCACCGUCAAAUCCAGAUGGUCCGGAGGUAAACAGUUUCAACAACCAUCUGGUUCUAUAUUGUGGAUGGCCCCUGAGGUCAUACGUAUGCAAGAAGACAGCCCUUACAGUUUCCAAUCCGAUGUGUAUGCAUAUGGUGUCGUUUUGUACGAAUUACUCUCAAACCAGCUGCCAUACAGUCAUAUUAACAAUAAAGAUCAAAUCUUGUUCAUGGUGGGACGCGGUUACCUGAGGCCCGACCUGAACAACCUGACCGCAGAAACGCCCAAAGCCCUUAGAAGACUUUUAGAAGAUUGUAUAAAAUUUAAAAGAGAAGAUCGUCCUUUAUUCCGUCAGAUCCUCGCCUCUUUAGAAAGCCUUUUGACCUCGUUGCCCAAAAUACACAGAUCAACAUCGGAACCUCUACUCAACCGGACACCGCUGCACUCCGAUGAUCUUUGCUACGUCUGUGCCUCUCCGAAGACUCCGGUCAACACCCAGUUCGGAUCGUUUCCCUUUUAUCCAGUCGGAGGUAUUUAAUUAAGACUACUGAUAUAUGUAUAUAUACAUAUAUAUUUUGAGCCAUUUUAUUAAAGUGCCGACUCCUUUAAAUAAUCGAGUUUAAUUCAAAUGCCUCACUAAAUAGGAUGAAUUUAGACAAAAAAAGAAGAAAAAAUGGAAAGAUGGCAUAUUUUAAAUACCUAGAUCACACUCAUAAACUGUAUAUUUAUAACAAUAUAUAAUUACUAAAGUUAUUUAAACAAUUAUUUGCUUAAUUUAAUAAUAUAAAAAAACAGAUGGCCACAUAUUGAGUAUAAUAUUACCUAAACGUUAAUAUGAAAUUAUUAAAUUUAAAAAAAACCUUUAUAAUGUGUAAAAUUGUACAGUGUAUUUAAAAGAAGAAAAAAGAGGAAAAAAUUGUGGAAUAUAAAACAAAAAAUUGUGUGGUAAAAAUUGCAAGCAAUAAUUGUGUGGUCUGUAUUAUGUACCUGGUAUUGUAUUUGUUGUUUUAUAGGCAUAGAAUUUUUUUCAGUUAUUUUAAAAUUAGCUACGAUCACCCAGUUCUGAAACACCGUAAGAUCAGUGAUUGAAGGUGGUAUAUUGUUUAUUGUUUAAUUAAUUUAAUUGUUUCUCCUUGUUCUUUUUUUAUAUUUUUUUCUCACUGUAAUUGAAGAAUUUCUAGGUAUGAAUUAUCGUAUUCAAAAAUUGUACAUUUUGUGUAUAACAAUUCCCCGAUGUUGACAAGUUCUUCGUUUGUAUUUUUUGUCGUGCCAACGAUCGAGAAGAGCCAGAAUUCGUAUGGUGUCACUGUAUUAAUUAUUGUAUAGUUGAAUGGUUUAUCUGAAUUAUUUGUUCUAAUUGGGAGGGGGGAGGGGAGAUAAACGAAACUAUGUAUUUGUUUUAACACAAUUUAUUUGGAGAAUAAAAAGUAAUUAAAAAAUUAUAUUAUAAAAAAAGAAAUGUAUUUAAUUGUAAGUAUUACCCUAUUAUUUAUACCAAUCCUAUUGUUUGCCUCAAAUAAAACUAAGGCUGUUUUAAUGUUUA